This is a messenger RNA of Angiostrongylus costaricensis, 558 nucleotides long. The record is from the annotation of a GenBank genome assembly. NCBI's taxonomy places the organism in Eukaryota, Metazoa, Nematoda, Chromadorea, Rhabditida, Metastrongylidae.
GCUCAAAAACAAAGAAGACAGGUAGGGAUGACUAACGUUCUUACCAUUGUAACCUUUACUGAUAUCUUUAACUUGAAGGACUUGGCAGUAGAACAGAGUUUUGCGAUGAGUCUAACGACUGUCGACCCACACCAUCAACUACGUUUAGUAGCGGAGAAGCUUUGCGCCCGUGUAGAACGUCGCUAUGAGAAACGUCUUCUUCAGCAACGGGAACAAGACCGUGCAGAUAUUGAUCUUAAGUUGGCUGAUAUUCGUGCAGAGUACUCAGAACAAUAUUCAAGGUAUUCAUUGCAGCUAGAGAGGGAAAAGGCACGGCUUGAGGAGCAAUUUGCACAAAAGGAUCGCGCUCUUCGGCUAAAUUUCAGUGGUCUAGAAGCAUUUUACUUCUGCAUUGUUAAGGAGAAGGAGAGCGCACUUGAAAUCACGAGGAGGUCAUUGGAAACUCGUCUUACAGAACUCAUGCUAAGCAAAGAACAAUUAGACCGCGUAAAAGCCGAGUUUCAUGCGUGGGUAUCGUGGAUAUUAGUGAAAUCUUAUCGAGAACUGUUGUAUGUUUAG